AUUCCAGCCUUUUCAUCUUGAUUCGAUAGAAUCUUACGCGGAAAGCUCAACCCCUUCGCUCAAAGCAUUGCUUCAGUCGGACGGAUCAGAGUGGGAAAGUCCCGCUAUCGUCGGCGUCGCCCCCAGAAGUUCAUGUCUGUCAACGCUUGGCGAGCGCCGUUCCUCUCGUUGGCUUGCCGCGCCAUCACUCUUGCAGCAAAACCUCCGACGUUUUUACAUCACACACGAAGUUAUAUCAACCCGCCUUCCAUCCCUCCUACCAAAAUGAGCGCAACAUCUUCAACUCCUGGCGUGAAGGACCACCACCUGCCAAACGGGAAGUUUACAAACCCUUGGCCUAGUUUUGUGGAACAUGGUCUACUGGAGUUUGCAAAGCGAGCGCCGAUGAGCGUCAGAUCUUGGCGAACGAAGCUAGCUUAGCACACGCAACCCAACCUCCUCGUCGCGAGCGGAGCGAGCAGGGUAUCGCUUCAUCCAUGGAUCACAUUCAUCCACUCAUCGCUCCCCA
Fimicolochytrium jonesii is the source of this 508-nucleotide messenger RNA. RefSeq lists its product as uncharacterized. The transcript has 4 exons. The coding region runs from base 133 to 420 and encodes 95 amino acids. The record is from RefSeq and is a predicted model, not a curated record. NCBI's taxonomy places the organism in Eukaryota, Fungi, Chytridiomycota, Chytridiomycetes, Spizellomycetales, Powellomycetaceae.